AAAUUUUAUUCAAAGUUCGUGUAAUUUGGAAGCAAAGAGGAAAGUUACGAGAAAGUGCAGAUAAAAAGAACAGAUUUAUAGGAUUGCAACAAAAUGGCUGCGCCCGGUAGAAAAUACAGGGAAAAAUAAAGAACGUGAAAAAUUAGAUGUUUCUAUAAGAAUAAUAUUGAUAAUAUAUGCAAAAUGUUUGCUGCCGGUAGAAUUGUAUUUAAUUGCACGAGCCGUGCAAUAACAAGAUGUAACAUAAAAGUUUCUUUAAAGAAUCAAGCUCCGUUGGUAGCCUGUGUACAUAAUUUAGUCACCAAUAAGCCAACAUCAUUCAAGGAAACAGUAUCAUCAGCUAAUAGGUAUGUUUCUAGAACGCACACAUGUGGUGAGCUCACACUUAAGAAUCUCGGAGAAAAAGUACAGUUAAACGGCUGGAUGGAAUUUAAGAGAAUGGACAAAUUUAUAAUAUUACGAGAUUCUUAUGGUUCAACCCAAUUACUUAUACCAGAAGAUAGAAAGGAUUUGGCAGAAGCUAUACAAGAUAUGCCUUUUGAAAGCGUUCUGAGUAUAGCAGGCAGGGUUGCGCCGAGACCUAAGGGCCAAGAGAACAAGAAAAUGAAAACUGGUGACAUAGAAGUAUAUAUAGAAUCCUUGGAGAUUCUAAAUGUGGCGUCUUCUAAUUUGCCAAUAUUUAUCAGAGAUUACAAUAAGGCAACAGAGGUCCAGCAAAUGAAAUACAGGUAUCUCUCGCUGAGAUAUCCCGAAUUUCAGAGGAAUUUGAGGAUGCGUUCACAACUUAUAAUGAAGAUGAGAGAAUUUUUAAUCAACGAAUGCAAUUUUGUGGAUAUCGAGACACCGACACUUUUCAAAUAUACCCCAGGGGGUGCUCAAGAAUUCAUAGUACCCACGAGACAACCGGGUAAAUUCUACUCGUUGGUGCAGAGUCCUCAACAGUUCAAGCAGCUGCUCAUGGUGGGUGGUUUCGACAGAUACUUCCAAGUUGCUCGGUGUUACAGGGACGAAACCGCCAGGCACGACAGACAGCCAGAAUUUACACAGUUAGAUAUCGAAAUGUCGUUCGUCGAUCAGGAAGGAGUGAUGAGCCUGAUUGAAAAUUUGCUGAUAUACUCGUGGCCGGAAAAUUUAGGUUCAAUAGAAAUACCUUUCAAGCAUAUGACGCACAAAGAUGCAAUGGAUUUAUACGGCACGGACCAGCCAGAUUUGAGAAUACCGUAUCAGAUACGAAAUCUCACACACUUGGUUAAUCCAAUUAUGCUGAAGGAAACCAUGAAAUUGCAGGAUGACGAGCAGAAGGUGUAUGCGUUGGUUUUUCCGAAUAAAUCGAAACGACUGACAAAAUCUGUCAGAGAUGAGCUCUUGAAGAUGCGUGAUGUCAAGUUUUCUGCCGCGAAGCUGGUUUUAUUGAAAACCGAAAGCAAUUCUUGGAGAGGUCAGUUAGAAAAAUUGUUCUCCAAAAAUGCAACAGAAGAUAUAGUGCAGUUCUGCGAAUUGCAGGAAGGAGAUGCAGUAUUAUUAGCAAUCGGACAUCAUAUCGACGCGUUGAAACUCUUAGGAAAGCUACGCGUUGAGCUGACGAAUUUGUUGGAAGCGAAAGGCGAACAGAUACGUUCGUCCAAGACGGAAUUCGUGUGGAUCACGGAUUUCCCGUUGUUCACAUUCGAAAAUAAGCUAGAAUCGACACAUCAUCCGUUUACGCAACCUCAUCCGGACGACCUCGGGUAUCUCGCGAACGACCCUCUGAAAGUUCGAGGCUUGCACUAUGAUCUAGUGAUGAACGGAUCGGAAAUCGCUGGCGGUUCCAUACGAAUCCACAAUGCUGAUCUCCAACGUCGGAUAUUGAACAUACUGGAUAUCGACGAAACGAAGCUCUCGCACAUGCUCGAGGCUCUGACAUACGGAGCUCCGCCGCACGGUGGGAUAGCUUUAGGAUUGGAUCGCCUGGUCUGCAUGCUCUGCAAUGCGAGAAGCAUAAAGAGCGUCAUAGCUUUCCCAAAGUCGACGGAGGGACAAGAUCUCAUGGUCAGAGCGCCGGACGUCAUUUCGGACGACUUGAAGACAUUGUAUAACAUACAAACUAUAGACAAACGAAAUGUCGCAGAGUGAGAGAGGUGAUUUUUACACGAUUAUCAAUUGAGAUUAACUUGCGCAUCGCACAGCAGACAUUGGGAGGAUGUAAUCAGAGAACGGGGUAAAUAGAAAGACGAGAGAUAGAUGUACAAAAAAAGUGUUUUAUUGUUUCGAGUAAACUCUCGUGCGUUCAAUCGAAAUGGUUCUACAGAAAAAUAAAAAAUACAAUUUUGCUUGCGCGCUAA
This is a messenger RNA of Dinoponera quadriceps, 2321 nucleotides long. RefSeq names its product aspartate--tRNA ligase, mitochondrial (gene AspRS-m). Gene Ontology annotation, molecular function: aspartate-tRNA ligase activity; ATP binding. Gene Ontology annotation, biological process: aspartyl-tRNA aminoacylation. NCBI's taxonomy places the organism in Eukaryota, Metazoa, Arthropoda, Insecta, Hymenoptera, Formicidae. The transcript has 11 exons. Gene Ontology annotation, cellular component: cytoplasm; mitochondrion. The coding region runs from base 184 to 2112 and encodes 642 amino acids. The record is from RefSeq and is a predicted model, not a curated record.